GCUUUAUCCGAGCAAAAACAUAUGAGCUGAAGUGAAGAUCAAGGAUGUCAGGAAACGAUCCGUAUGGCAAUUCAUGGGCCGAUCAGUGGGACCACAAUCCAGAUCCGAUGCCGGUGUCUACGAAGAAAACAGGCGGAGGGAUUGGGAAGAAGGUUGGAGAUGGGUUCAGGAAGACAAAAGUGGUGGCUGCCACCGGCGCUAAGAAGGUCAAACAAGGCACUUCUGUAGGUCUUCGUUGGAUUAAAGACAAGUAUCAUAAAACCACACAAAAACACUGAUUCCUUCCUUUUUGCUUUUCUAUUCCUAUGUUCACCAUUUUUAUAUCUUUAUUUUAUGUAUUAUAUUCUGGCU
Molecule: messenger RNA, 351 nt
Organism: Helianthus annuus (common sunflower)
Lineage: Eukaryota; Viridiplantae; Streptophyta; Magnoliopsida; Asterales; Asteraceae
Exons: 1
Coding region: 45-278 (77 amino acids)
Source: RefSeq, a predicted model, not a curated record